CGCAGCCUUUCCCUGUCGAUCGCCGAGCGCUUCGGUUCAGCCGCGCUCUUCCAUUCGCAGCUUUGCUAGAGGCUCUCGCAUCCAGGUCGGCGCCGGAGCUAUGUUUCGCAACCAGUAUGAUAAUGAUGUCACUGUUUGGAGCCCUCAGGGAAGGAUUCAUCAAAUUGAAUAUGCAAUGGAAGCUGUUAAACAAGGUUCAGCCACAGUUGGUCUGAAAUCAAAAACUCAUGCAGUGUUGGUUGCAUUAAAAAGGGCACAAUCAGAACUUGCAGCUCACCAGAAAAAAAUUCUCCAUGUUGACAACCAUAUUGGUAUUUCAAUUGCGGGACUUACUGCAGAUGCUAGACUGUUGUGUAAUUUUAUGCGCCAGGAAUGUUUGGAUUCCAGAUUUGUAUUUGACAGACCCCUUCCUGUGUCUCGUCUUGUUUCUCUAAUUGGAAGCAAGACCCAGAUACCAACUCAGCGGUAUGGCAGAAGACCAUAUGGUGUUGGGCUGCUCAUUGCUGGCUAUGAUGAUAUGGGCCCUCACAUUUUCCAAACCUGUCCAUCUGCUAACUAUUUUGACUGCAGAGCUAUGUCCAUUGGAGCUCGUUCUCAGUCAGCUCGUACUUACUUGGAGAGACAUAUGUCUGAGUUUAUAGAGUGUAAUUCUAUUUUGACCCAUUGUAGCAUGUUCAUUUUUGUGACUUAUUUUGUUCACUUUGUCAUUUCCCCUCAGAAUGUUUCCAUUGGAAUUGUUGGUAAAGACUUGGAGUUUACAAUCUAUGAUGACGAUGAUGUGUCCCCAUUCCUGGAAGGUCUUGAAGAAAGACCUCAAAGAAAGGCACAGCCUACACAACCUGCUGAUGAACCUGCAGAAAAGGCUGAUGAACCAAUGGAACAUUAAGUGAUAAAAGUGUGUUAUCAGAUGUAUGAGAGUGCAGAAGUGCAUACUAAUGACAAUAAUCUGUACUUUGAACCAACAAAUGCAUAGUGGUGGAAUGGCAUGUUUUAGGAAUCAGUCCAGAGGGAGUUUUUCCCAAGCAACUUCCCUGAAACCAUAUAAUUGGGUGCAUUUUUUUUUCCUGAGGGACUAUGUUAUCAUUUUCUAGAAAAUAUGGAUAUCUAUACCAAUGUUUUUAUAUGAAGAAAAUAGUGUCUUUGGGAUUUUAAAGACAACUGUGAAAUAAAAUUAUUUCACCUCCUCUUG
Dipodomys ordii (Ord's kangaroo rat) is the source of this 1189-nucleotide messenger RNA. RefSeq names its product proteasome (prosome, macropain) subunit, alpha type, 1 (gene Psma1). The record is from RefSeq and is a predicted model, not a curated record. Gene Ontology annotation, cellular component: nucleus; proteasome core complex; proteasome core complex, alpha-subunit complex. The coding region runs from base 101 to 886 and encodes 261 amino acids. Gene Ontology annotation, biological process: ubiquitin-dependent protein catabolic process. NCBI's taxonomy places the organism in Eukaryota, Metazoa, Chordata, Mammalia, Rodentia, Heteromyidae. The transcript is spliced from 9 exons.